UGAUUGUGUGUCUGUAGUGUGCGCGUGCGUUUGUGUCCCUCAUACUAAAUUACUACAACAAUAAUAAUAAUAUUAUGUGCAAACGUGCAAUUGUCAUUAAAUACUGAAUAACAACAUUGAUCAUAAUGCAGUUUUGCAGCCAGCACUGAACGUUGAAGACUCUUACCGGUCGAGUUACGAGUUAGUACUGUUAGUAGUUAGUGCUGUUUUAGUCGUCGGUGUUCCUGUAUUGCUCGGCGGUGUCGUCUGUGGUGUUUCGUAAAUGUCUGUAAUAAUAAUAUUAUAUUAGAGUACGACAACAGUAGUAGUGCCGAAAAACGAUAGAACUAUUCGGAAGUCGCAAAAUGACUACGGUUCCAUUACGCGAUUGAUCUUGUGCGGUUCACACGUUUUAUUUGCCGUGGUUUCGGUUCUAAGGCUCCUCCUCUCAAAAAUACCGAAGCACAAACAAUAUUAUGUCGUCGUUAACACACGGAUUGCUGGUCGUGUUGUGCUUAGGCCGCACCAUGGCGUACAUCGAAAAAAUCUUGGAAAACGAUAGUGUUUGUUCGAUGAGUUUCCUUUCAAAUAAUUUAAACUUGUCUGGUCGAGAAGAUCAAUCAGCUAUGGUGAUCAAAGAUAACCAAUAUUUUCAAAAGUGGACUGGCAAGCAUGAAUUCAACUGUAAAUUUACAGUCACUUCCUCUCUUGGAUUAGGUGUUUUUGCUGUUAUACAGCAUUUGUCUUUUAGACGUAAUGCUCAAGGACAAUGUAUUGACUAUGUUCAAUUUCGUCAUGCUGAAAAAACUGUAAGUGUUCUAGACUUAAACUUUAAAAUUAAGUCGUCAGAUCCCUGGAGUGAGAAAAUUUGUGGAAAAUUGAAUGCAUUUGAAGCCAAUGUUGAUAAUGAAUCUUAUCAAGGUAGUGACGGUAAUGAUGAUAGAGAAAUCAAAAAUUCAUUCAUUGAUCAUAAGGGUAUGAUUGAAGUUAAAAUAUUUCUUGGCAAUAGAUCUAUAGAUUCCAAUGAAGAAUUAAAGUUUGAGAUUGUAUUUACAGCAUUUCAAGAAUGCAAAUAUGACAAUGGUCACUGGAGAAGUUGUGGAAGAAAAACUUGUAUUUUCAAAGACUUUUUUAAUGAUGGAAAACUUAACUGUCCAUACAAAAGCUGUAAAGAUGAAAGUGGUUGUCGUCCAAUAGUCUCAGUACUAAACAAUAACUAUAUGAGCACAUCAACUUUAGCGACCAAAGUUGUGUCUGCAACGGUUGCCUGCCUGGUUACCAUGAUUUUAGUUUUUAUUGCGUUCCUAUGGAUAUUCAGACACUGCGGAACUGCAUUAUGUUGUAUGGGAAAUCCUAAUAGCCAUCCACAUUCUUCUGAAAUGCAGCCAGUUCCACGCUUAGAGACAAUGGCAAUUAUAGCUACAGCUCCACCUGAUUUUAUGGCAGCUAGUGGUACUGAAGUAAGAACAGCCGACAAAGAUCUACCACCUUCAUACGAGUCAUUGUUCCCAAGCAAAUAGUAACCGAUCAAUAUUUUAUGAAGUUAAAUAAUUUCUUCAUCUAUCUCAUGUAGUUUAUAAGGUGGAUUUUAUACUUUUAUUUAACACUUCUAUCUGAACAAAUUUAUCAUUAUUAUUAUUAUUAUUAUUAUUAUUUUUUUUUUUAUUAAUUUUAUUUGGAGAGAAAUAAGUAAGACAUUUUAAGUUAAGUACGCCAACCAUGUUCGAUUGUACCAGUGAUUUUAUAAUUUUCAAAACAAAAUUGUUUUAUUCUUAAUUCAACUAUUCGACUACUUUAAAGAAAAAAAACAUUU
Messenger RNA from Melanaphis sacchari, 1792 nucleotides. RefSeq lists its product as uncharacterized. The coding region runs from base 456 to 1499 and encodes 347 amino acids. The transcript is spliced from 4 exons. The record is from RefSeq and is a predicted model, not a curated record. Lineage: Eukaryota; Metazoa; Arthropoda; Insecta; Hemiptera; Aphididae.